AUGAUCAAGAGUAACGGGGAUUUUAAUAGUCAGGUAGACUUGCACAAUGGCAUCCUAUACGGCACGCUCAAGCAAAUUCGACUUGCUAACGACAAGGAUCCCGAGGAGCCAGCGCUAAUCCCAGUUUGGACUUGUACAAUAGAGCCCCAGCAGACCAAGAGCCUCAUUACGAUUCUCAAGGACAAAUAUGACGAUGAGCAGAAUGACACGCUAAAGCAUCUAAAGAGAAUGACCAAAGAAGGGAGUUGUAUUAGAGCGCUCAUUUGUCCCUACACGGGAGAGCCACAGAAACAAGAGAUUGAAAGAUCCCUCCACCUGCUCGAUGUGGUUUCCAUCGACGUUGCAGACGUGCCGGCUCGCUCUGCAAGUACCAAGCAAACAAGUUUGAAAUGGUCCCAGAUCUGGCCAAUGACGUGGAAGGGAAACCCCAACCACCAGUUCCUAAACUCGAGUUUAGCUGCAUUCGACAUGGAGCAGGAGCGACGAAUGAUACAGCAACUUCUCGACUCGCUCGGCUCCCAGGGCUCAAAUGAAGGGCUGGUCACUAUCAUGGCCAAAGAAAUUGACAAAAGGAUCGAAAUACAAACAAUCGCCGUGAAUGACGGGGACCAGCGACCGACAAAACACAGCGUGAUGCGGGCGAUUGAAAAGAUUGCACAGAAUGAGCUCCUGCAAAGGAACGAAAAUAGCAAUAGCCAUAAUCCAAACCGCGAGAGAGGCUACCUAUGUACGAAAAUGAUUGUUUACACCACUCACGAGCCCUGUGUAAUGUGCAGCAUGGCACUUGUCCACUCGAGAAUAGAAAGAUGCACAUACUUGAAGGAAGUGCCCCAUGGUGGGGGAAUGGAAAGUAGCUACUAUCUUGGGGACAGGGACGGCUUGAAUUGGAGAUUUCCCAUCUGGAAAUGGCUCGGGAAGGACGAAAUAAAAAGGCUUGAAGAGUCGACCAAAGAUAGCACUAGAUCCGAAUACUAG
Molecule: messenger RNA, 975 nt
Organism: Lodderomyces beijingensis
Lineage: Eukaryota; Fungi; Ascomycota; Pichiomycetes; Serinales; Debaryomycetaceae
Source: the annotation of a GenBank genome assembly